Pocillopora damicornis (cauliflower coral) is the source of this 4584-nucleotide messenger RNA. RefSeq lists its product as uncharacterized. Gene Ontology annotation, biological process: DNA replication; double-strand break repair via homologous recombination. The record is from RefSeq and is a predicted model, not a curated record. Lineage: Eukaryota; Metazoa; Cnidaria; Anthozoa; Scleractinia; Pocilloporidae. Gene Ontology annotation, cellular component: chromosome; cytoplasm; nucleus. Gene Ontology annotation, molecular function: nucleic acid binding; four-way junction helicase activity; 3'-5' DNA helicase activity.
CAUUGCUCACAUAGAUAAAUUAAAUUAACUCAUUUUUUAUCUCGAAGGCUGAUGCAUCUUUUCCAAGUGGAUCAAGGAUAACAGGAAUUCAUAGCAGGGAGUCUCUUGGAGAAAAUGGCACUGAAGGACCAGGAUCACGCCAGAUUGCUCGUGUAACACCAUUUUUAUCCACAAGUGGGAGUGGCACAUCAACUUCAAGAUCAGCUGGAGAGGCAGAGAGGUCUGUACCACCUUUUAAAAAGGAACUGGUUUUCAAAAGACCAAAGCAUUAUGAUGCUAAAGACAAAGAUGAUGAAAAUGACUUUCAAGUCACAGCAGAAUUUCCUGUUACAAAGAAGCGCAAACUGGAUAAUAAUUUUGUGUCCAAGAAUGGUAAAAAUCAUGUAGAAAAGAACAGCAAUCAUGACCAUGAAAAGAAACACUGUAGUAGGAAGAACAGUACCAACAGCAGUACUGGGCCAGUCAUAGAUCUAACAAGUACUGAAGAACAGAGUGAAAGUGUUGAUGAACAAUAUAGGUGGAAAAAUAGAGAAGAUGCAGAUAUUGGUGACUGCAGUGAUGUGGCAGAUUUACUCUUCAGCACAGACUUUCAGCCAAAGUCUUACGAUGCUUCAGAUGUUCCCCUUGAGAAUUCUGUAGAGGAGCCAAGUCAUUUGCCCUCAGAUGGAAAACCUUUCACAAAAUCUAUAGGCCCUAUGAAUGGAUUUACACCUUUACAGAGUGUCUCCCCAGGACACUGUCCACCACCUCAGAAUGGUCUCUCAGUAACAAACACUCUCUCAGCACCAGAGGAUGAUCUUCCAAUGAACAGUCCUCUCCCACAGUACUUCUCACAAAUGGGCAGUCCACCACCCCCAGAGUAUUUCUCAACAAUGGACAGUCCACCUUCACAAGAAAACCUCCACCCAAUGGACAGUCCACCACCCCCAGAGUAUUUCCUACCAAUGGAUAGUCCCCAACUCUCAGAGGAUGGUCCUUCAGUAAACAGUCCACCACCCACAGAGUAUUUCCCUAAAAUGCAAAGUCUACCUCCCCAAGAGGACUUCCCUCUAAUGGACAGUCCACCAGCCACAGAGUUCUUCCCACCAAGGGAUAGUCCCCAACUCCCAGAGGAUGGUUCUUCAGUAAACAGUCCACCACCUAAAGAGUAUUUCCCUGAAAUGCAAAGUCUACCUCCCCAAGAGGAUUUUCCUUUAAUGGACAGUCCGCCACCCCCAGAGGUCUUCCCACCAAAGGAUAGUCCCCCACCUUCAGAAGAUGUUCUCCCUGUAUGCAGUCCUCCUUCUCAAGAGGUCUGCCAAGCAGUAAACAGUCCACCACCCCCAGAGUAUUUUUCACCCCCACAAUCACCUAACAUACCAUCAGCAGCAGAGACUAAACUUGAGAAUGGGAUGCCUUGUGGGGAUAAGGAAAAUCAUUCUUAUGGAAGCAAUAAAAUUUCUCAUGUACUGCAGCAACCAGUUUCUCAACAAACACCAUUGAUAAAGGUCCAACUUCACUUGGAAGAAGUGCAUGGCAUGCAUUAUCAGACACUAGAAAAUAUAUGCUCCCUGUUAGAUAAAGCUGAUCCAGCCAUUGUCAGCAGCUUACCCAAAAGUAUUAAAGAGGCUCAGAACUUAAGGAAAAGGCUAAGAUCAAAAAUUUUACAGCUUGAGAACAUUUUGCAACAGGGAGGAGAAAGCAAAGACUGCACCUUCAAGAUUUGUUUAAGGCAAUCACCACACAGUAACAGUACUACCUUGUCUGAUACAUCCAUUAUACCAUGUGGAGAAAGUUUCUAUGAGGGAAGCAGGAGUAUAUCUUGUUCAUUGAGCUCAAGGUUGAAUAAAGAGAAGAACAUUCCAACAACCUUUAAAAAGUCAAGCAAACUAUCUUGUGAAAAUGAUUCUCUACCAGAGAGCAGAAAUGAUUACUCUGUGAAAACUCAAACUUCAGUCUCUAUGAGUUCUGCAAGUGUAAUAGAUGAUAUGAAAAAAGAUUCCUUACUGUUAACAGAACUGUUGGAUAGCAGUGAUGAUGAAUGGGCAAAUACUGGUAUUCGUGAUAAUAAUGGUCAGCAGAAGAUGUCUAUUAGUCCUGCCACUGCAACUCUGAAUUCAUCUGUCAGCAGAGCUCAUUCAGCAGCAUCUACACCCAAUACAUGUAGUCAACGACCAAUUCCUGUUCUAUCAACUAAAGGCAAACCAGGUGCCACUCAAAGCAACAAUUUGAACUCAAGCUUCAAUUCUCCAAAUAGGAUCAAUACAAUUCCCAACAAUGGCAAUGAUGUCGAGUUAAAACGAAGAGAUUUACCAUAUCACAGAGAAAUGUGGAAAAUAUUGAAAAAUGUUUAUAACAUUCGUUCAUUAAGAACAAAUCAGCUAGAAGCCAUUAAUGCUGCCAUGACGCAACAUGAUUGUUUUAUUCUGAUGCCAACUGGUGGGGGAAAAAGCUUGUGCUUCCAGCUGACUGCACUUAUGGGUGCUGGAGCAAGUUUUGUUAUUUCACCUCUCAGAUCCCUUAUUCAAGAUCAAGUACAAAGACUUCAGUCAAUGAAGCUGCCUGCCGUUCACUUGCUGGGUGAUGCAGGAAGUGCUUCAACUAGACACCUGAACUCUGUAUAUCAGGAUUUGUCUCUCAGAAAUCCAACUAUCAAGCUUGUGUAUGUUACCCCAGAGAAACUCUCAGCCAGUGAGAAACUUGAUUCUGUUAUGAAGAGUCUGUAUAAUCGUGGACUGCUCGAUAGGAUUGUGAUAGACGAGGCCCAUUGUGUGAGUCAGUGGGGACAUGAUUUUCGCCCAGACUACAAGAAGCUGUCAGUGUUAAGAAGCAAGUUCCCUAGAGUUCCCUUUAUGGCUCUCACUGCUACUGCUACACCACGCGUUCAAAAGGACAUAUUGCAUCAGCUGAAGAUGACAAAACCAAAAUGGUUUACCCAAACUUUCAAUCGUCCCAACUUACGUUUCAUCGUGAAACCGAAAAAGAAAGUCAUGGAAGAAAUACUGCAGUACAUAAAGACAAAGCAACCUGUCUCUUCUGGAAUUGUCUACUGUCUUUCCAGAAAUGACUGUGAGCGUGUGGCAGACUCUUUAAAUGAAGCUGGCAUCAAAGCAAUAGCGUAUCAUGCAGGACUUUCAGAUGACCAGAGAACACAGUGUCAGGAGGCUUGGAUCAAUAACAGAUACAAGGUGGUGUGUGCGACGAUUGCGUUUGGUAUGGGAAUUGACAAGGCUUCUGUGAGAUAUGUGAUUCACCAUUCAAUGCCUAAGUCACUUGAGGGUUACUAUCAAGAGUGUGGACGGGCAGGGCGAGAUGGUCAACUGGCUGAAUGUAUCUUGUUCUAUUUAUAUGGUGAUACCAACAGGAUAAAGAGGAUGAUCCAGAACAACAGCGACAGGACAGCUGACAGCAAACAGGUGGACAUGGACAAUCUUUUUCGUGUGGUGCAGUACUGUGAGAACGUCUCCGAGUGUAGGAGAGUUCAGUUGUUACAUUACUUUGGCGAAAUGAGUUUUGAGCCGUCCCAGUGUCGUGCUCGGCCAGAAAGCAUGUGUGACACCUGUGCUACUUCUGCAACGUUUGAGAAUAAGGAAAUUACGUCUGAUGCGAAGGCAUUUGUCGAAAAUGUCAACUCCAUUGUCCAUGGCGGAAACAGGAACUGGAGGAAACCUGUUAAGAACUUUACGUUAAACCAUUUUAUCGACAUAUUUAAGGGUUCAGGUGGUUCCCGUGUGACGUCUGAAGGUCACGACAGAUGUUCCCUGUAUGGUGUGGGAAAAUCCUACCAUAGAAAUGAUGCAGAAAGACUAGGCCACCUAUUGAUCUUACAACGUGUGCUUGCGGAACAUAUCAUGAUUGGUAACCAUGACAAUGUCCUCAGCUAUGUGAAGUUAGGACCCAAGGCUUUAGAUUUCCUUCAGGGUCGCGUAAAGCUACCUCCCUUGCCCGUUAGAGAAAAGGAGAAGACUGUCAGUAAAUCUAAACGGAAGGAAUUAAUGGAUCAAACGUCAGACAGUAACUACACCAGCUCUGAUUACACGACUGAUACAGGAGACACUUAUGAUGAGAGCGCCAACCACUCACAUUACUGGAAGCAGGAUGAGAAGGCUCCUGUAGGUCGGAAGAGGAAACGAAAACCGGCCGGCUCGACAGCAAGGUCCAACUCAACUUCAGGACCAAGCAAAGGUACCUUCUCCUCCGCACAGCAGGGAAAGAACAACUUGAAAAAGUUUCGCCGAAACAAUUCUGAAACAAGCUUUAAUCGUAAAGGGACUGAUCCCGGGAAUCAGAGGAGUGGCCUUGCUCUUAUGGCACCUCCUCAGCCAGCAAAGCGGUUUACAAGGUGACAUAAAACAGAUUGGUUGGAAAAGGAAUGUAUUCACGAGGUAUUUACACAAACCUCACUCGGGGCAGUGGCAGUUAUGCUACACAAAUGCGAUGCCAAUGAUUAAUUUGGACAUUAUUUUGUGUGGCGAGAUGUCCUGAAGACUUUGCACAAUGCACGCUACACCUGUUUAUAGGGUCAAUGGCAAUGUAACUUGGAAGUUCUUCGAUAGAUAGUUUCAUUUCUCUCAUUCUUCCAGAAUUAAAUGAAAAAGGCGUAUA